UGGUUUCUGUAGCUUGAUUUUAUGUUUGUUGUUUUAUUUUUCGUUUAUUUAUUUUGAAGUCGUUGUGUUGUUGGUUAAAACUUAACACCUAUUUUAUUGUAAUGUAUUAGAUGGCAAAAAAAUGUGAUAUGAUCAAGGAUAUUGAUGGAAGAAGAGAAACGUUGAAACUUGCUGUCAAAAUCGUAGAUUUGUGGAAUGUUGAGUCAUGGGAUUCCAAACGAAAUAUGAAAAUGAUUCUAAUGGAUCAAAAGGAUGAUCUUAUUGUUGCAAUGAUUAAGAAGGAAGAUAUGGGUGUUUGGGAAGACAAGCUGAAAGAGGGUGAAAGUUACAUAAUGCAUAACUUUAAAUUGUUGAAGAACAGAGCUCAAUAGAGAGUUUGUGAGCAUCCAUUUAAGUUGUUGUUUAUAGGAGCAAUGUCUAUAUGACCACAACCCAUUGCAAGCAUACCUAGAAAGCUUUGGAAGUUCAAAAGUAUAAAGGAUAUCAUUGAUGGAAAGUAUUAUGAUGAUUUGUUGGUUGGAUGAUCUUAUUGUUGCAAUGAUUAAGAAGGAAGAUAUGGGUGUUUGGGAAGACAAGCUGAAAGAGGGUGAAAGUUACAUAAUGCAUAACUUUAAAUUGUUGAAGAACAAAGCUCAAUAGAGAGUUUGUGAGCAUCCAUUUAAGUUGUUGUUUAUAGGAGCAAUGUCUAUAUGACCACAACCCAUUGCAAGCAUACCUAGAAAGCUUUGGAAGUUCAAAAGUAUAAAGGAUAUCAUUGAUGGAAAGUAUUAUGAUGAUUUGUUGGUUGAUGUCAUUGGUGUGGUGGACAAUGUAGAGGAGAAAGUACAUUCGAAAAAUGUUGUAUUUGACCUCAAGGAUUUGAGGCUUGUUUCAUUAUUGGUGCUAUAAUCUGUUGCACAUUGUGGGAUUCAUAUUGCGAGAAAUUAUUGACUUAUUGGAGGACACGUAGUGAAACAUCUAAUGUUGCUAUUAUUCUUACUCAGGCCAAGAUAAAGGCUGCAUCAGGUCCAUGGCGAGUGUCACUGUCUAAUUCUUGGAAUGGUUCAAAACUGAUAACAGAAGAUGACAUACCUGAGCUGAUUGAUUUUAAGAAGCAAUUUGCAGAGUAUGUUUAUAUGUUAGCCAUCUAUUAUUCAUUAAAAGUUGUCUUCAUAAACACUAACUAAUGUGUAAUGUGUAGAACCUCUGGCAGUGAAAGUUUUGAGGAGGGAAGUCAGUAUAGUGGCUCUUCGCAGAUUAGUCAUCUUGAUAGGUUUAUGUAUAAAACUGUUGUUAAAAGUGUUUCAGAGAUUAUCACUGUAUUAGAGGAGAUUUCUUGUGUAACUGUUGCACGUACACUUAAAUUUAAUUUAGGAAAUGAUGGAUGGAAUUAUUUGGUGUGUAACGUAUGUACGAAAAGAACUCAUGAAGUUGGUUCUUUUAAGUGUCUUAGUUGUGAUGCUUUUAACGAUUAUCCAAGAAUCAGAUACAAGCUCAAAAUUCAAGUUACUGAUGGGAAAAAGGUGGCCAAAUUCAUGCUUUGGGACCAAGAUUGCAUGAAUUUAAUUUGUGUAUCUGUUGCUGAUUUGAGAAAGAAAAUGAUCAAGGCAAGCCAAGUUAGUGAAUGUAUGGUUAGUGGUUCAUCUGACAUAGUUCCUGAUAUUUGCAAUUCCUCAGCAAUGGUUAUUGGUAAAUGUAUCAAUGCUAGUGUUUGUGAUUUACCAACUUCUAGCGGGACUUCUUUAAUGUGCCUUUCUUCCACAGCUAAUGAUGAACCUGAUAUAGUUUUAUGUAUGACGCCUACUAAGGAUGUUUGUGCUAGCAUUGAUGAUGUUCAAGACAUUCCAUCAAGUAUCAUGGAGUUCGAUUUUCUGGAGGACAUUCCUUUAGCUCAGUUAUCAGCUACAAAGACUACAAAGUCAAUCAACAAUAUUAAAAAGGAGAAAUUAUAAAUGUAUUAAGGUGGUCAGGAAAAAUAUGUUAAAAUGUUUUUGAAAACCUUUUUAUCUUUGUGAACCAUAUUGUAAGUUCUAUGGUAACUCAUUCCUGGUCCUGUUUUGAGAAAUUAUAACUAUGAAUGUUCUGAAACACCAUUAAUAGUUUUGGGUGUGCAAAAUUGUAGAAGACAAUUUCGAAGAAUGCUAAUAU
Molecule: messenger RNA, 2127 nt
Organism: Vigna unguiculata (cowpea)
Lineage: Eukaryota; Viridiplantae; Streptophyta; Magnoliopsida; Fabales; Fabaceae
Source: RefSeq, a predicted model, not a curated record